GUUGGUUUUUACUCCAAAGAAACCUCUGUUCUCCUGCAGAUUCCUGUGUUUCGAGGGUCUUCAGGUCCUCUGGUCGGAGCCAUUAACCCCGUCAGUGACCACUUUGGGACGGAUGGACUCGGAGACGUGAUCAAAGUCAAAGACCCUCGCUGGGAGGAGAAGAUCCAGAGCGAGCAUGCAGUCAACGCCAUGAUCCGACUGGUGAAUGAGAACCAGAAGCAGAUCUCCCUGGUGGCUCUCGGCCCGCUCACUAACCUCGCUCUAGCCGUCAGAUUGGAUCAAAGUUUCCCCCAAAAGCUCAAAGACCUGUUCAUCAUGGGAGGCAACAUGGAGGGAAAAGGAAACUUGACGCUAUGUGCAGAGUUUAACUUUGCUAUGGAUCCAGAGUCGGCCUAUAUUGUUCUGGAGGAGUUCCUCUGCACCACGUACAUCGCCUCGUGGGAAUACGCCUGCAGGAACUCUCUGACCUGGGAGUUCUUUGAGGAGCUGAUAAACCAGGACGCUCCGGCUGCGGCCUUCAUGAAGACGAUCACUUCCAAGUGUCGGGCGUACUCCAAAGAGGCGAUGAAGAACAAGAGGGACGUGUACUUCGGCCCGGGGUACGUCUCCUACGAUGCGUACGCCAUGGCGGCCUGCAUCGACCCCGACGUGGUGCUGCAGAGCAUCGAGUGCCCCGUCAGGGUGGAGCUGCAGGGGGCGCUGUGCCGAGGCAUGAUGGCGCUGGAUCGCACCAAUCAGCUGAAGAAGAGCCACAGCGUCACCGUGCUCACUAAGUGUGACGUCAGGAAGUUCAGUCGGCUCCUCCUGCAGUCUCUGAGGCAGCCGAAGAAGUGAUGAUGAAGAGGGAAAACAACCUGAAGGAAAUUGUUAUGAAGGAUAUCAGAUACAAAUGUUAAGUUUGGCUGGAAAUGCACUGUACAAACCUUCCUCAAGUCUUCAAUAUGUUCCACAUUUAUAUAAAGCAGUAUUUUGUUAAUCAUUUAUGUCGAAAAUAGACAAUUUGCCACCAAGAAUUGAAUCGUUCGUGGUGAAAUUGGAUAGAAUAUUGAAGUUUUCCUGAAAAUCUACAUAUAUGUUUUCUCUUGCUUUUUAUUAAUUCUACCUGCGAUCUGCUGUGUAAUGUUUAUUAUACUGUUCAUGCUCACUGCUUGUAGCACUUCGGGGUUUGAAAUCAAAUAUGAAGUGCUUUAUAAAUGAAACCCAUUAUUAUUAUUAUUAUUAUUAUUAUUAUGGUCAUUUAUAUUUCAAAUAUUUAUACAGAAAAUAAUUAAAGAUUGAUCUUAAUUGAGCUAGAAAGGCUUUUUAAUCAAUAAAAAGUGACAGGGUGUCCGCGGGGUCUUAAAAAGUAUUAAAAGUUGAUAAAUCUAUUUAGCGAAA
Notothenia coriiceps (black rockcod) is the source of this 1377-nucleotide messenger RNA. RefSeq names its product probable uridine nucleosidase 2. Gene Ontology annotation, molecular function: hydrolase activity, hydrolyzing N-glycosyl compounds. NCBI's taxonomy places the organism in Eukaryota, Metazoa, Chordata, Actinopteri, Perciformes, Nototheniidae. The transcript has 4 exons. The annotation marks the transcript as partial. The record is from RefSeq and is a predicted model, not a curated record.